CCACUAAUAGGAAAAAUUUACCCGCGUAUGGAUUACUAGUGGCAAACCCCGAAUCUUAUCUGAUAUACCCGCGUAGUCUCUCAACCACCGACCAAGUGGCGCCAGCCAGUGAUCAGAGAAAACAAUGGCAGCAGGAAUAAUAGGAGGCCAAACCGCUUGCAGAAUCUCAUCGUACUAUGUAGUCUAUCCACCAACACCAUGUUCUUCCUUCCACUCAAACAUCAUCAAACGUAUCCCAACCACAUGUAAUGGACGAUACAGAGCCAGCCUAAUCAUGAAUCCUGAAUCUUUCGAAGUCGGUCGGCUUAUCGGAAGCUACGGCUUCAUGAGCGUCACUAAUUAUUCAUCAGGACUUCAAUCAAUUGAUAGCUUACAAGAACAACGAGAAGAAGAGGCUGUCGGCGGUUUGCGAUUUCAGGAUGUUAGACAAGGCAAUGUUCAAAUCAGGCUUUACGAAGGACGAGUAACUCAGGGCCCUCGUAGGGGCACUCCAAUCAUCUUUAAGGUUUAUCCGGGAAAACAAGUAGGUGGUCUUGAGGCUGAUAUGAUGGCCUCAAAUGAGCUUGGAUCUCAUGCUUUCCUGCAGAGUUGUUCGAAAGUUAUCUGCCAAAAUAUACAAAUUCUAUUAGGGGGUUUUGAGACAAAAACGGGAGAGCAGUGGCUUGCAUUUCGCAAUGAUGGCAAAUAUUGUGCAGCAGACUAUGCUAAAGCUUCAUGUGAGAAAGUUUCCAAGAAUCUUGCUCUUGGAGCUCAGAAAGUAUGGAAUCCCUUUGAAGAAGAACAAUAUAUUAAACGGAAAAGAUAUUUUGUUAUUAAGCUACUUCAUGGUGCUUUAUGUGGUUUGGCUUACAUGCAUGAAAAUGAAAGAUUGCAUCAGAGCCUUGGCCCAGCCUCAGUUGUUCUUAACACGAUGGUAGAUAAAGAUUCUGCUUAUCUUGUUCCAAGGCUUCGUGAUCUUGCCUUUUCGGUUGAUAUAAGGUUUCCAAGUUUAGAGGAAAAUUCAGGCGGAUUAUCUGAUGGUCUUUGGAGACGAGCAAGAUCAGCUGGGGCUUUCACUCUAAUGGAGAAACGAGCUUUUGGAAUAGCUGAUGAUAUUUAUGGAGCUGGUCUUCUUUUCGCAUACAUGGCUUUUAUUCCAUUCUGUGAAGCAGGCAUAGUGGACAGCCUUUCAUUGCAAAGGCUGUUAGAGAGUACUUUUAAACUUGAUCUUGCAGCUACCAGAGAGUACUGCUUAGCCGAUGAUCGGUUUUUAGAGGCUGUCAAGUUUUUGGAUUUGGGUGAUGGGGCUGGCUGGGAGUUAUUGCAGGCGAUGUUGAAUCCUGACUUCAGAAAUAGGCCAAUUGCUGAAGCUGUAGUGAACCACCGGUUCUUGACUGGUGCACUCCUCUGAAGUAUCUUCUUAUGAGUGGGUGCUAAUUAAAAUACACAAUGAGUUAUUCGUGUAAUUUUGUAUCCUAAGACCAAGGUUCUAGUUUGGACUUAUCUUGUGACAUAGAGAAGUAUGGUACCCUUGCAGUCAGUAUCUGAAAGAAAGAGAGCCAACUGAAUCUAUUCCAGUAUCUAUGUAGGCCUAUUAGAAUGUUGCAGUAUUCUUUUUCUAAGUCUGGGCUUAAUGGAAUUAGGGAAGAUGCACUGAAAUGAAGGCUGUUCAUUUAUAA
Messenger RNA from Erigeron canadensis, 1658 nucleotides. RefSeq lists its product as uncharacterized. The coding region runs from base 125 to 1390 and encodes 421 amino acids. Gene Ontology annotation, molecular function: protein kinase activity; ATP binding. The transcript has 12 exons. The record is from RefSeq and is a predicted model, not a curated record. Gene Ontology annotation, biological process: protein phosphorylation. Lineage: Eukaryota; Viridiplantae; Streptophyta; Magnoliopsida; Asterales; Asteraceae. Gene Ontology annotation, cellular component: chloroplast.